AUGCAAACAAAUGAAAAUAAAACAAACGAAAAAAAUGAAUUCAUUAGCUAUUUAGAGGAACAUGAUAUAAUAAGCCAUAUAAGUCGAGUUUUGUUGAAAUUAUUUGAGGAAAAGGAAAAACCUGCAGAUGCUAUAGAAUAUAUACGUAAGCAUUGGGGAAAUACAGAUACAGAUAUUUCGUUGGACGAAUUAAAAAAAGAAAAUUCAUUUCUUAGAGAAGAAAAUAAAAACUUAACAAAAAAAUUCGAAGAACUAAAUAACACAUUAAAAAAAUUAAUUAAUGAUAAUGAAGCAUCAGAAGCUUAA
Molecule: messenger RNA, 306 nt
Organism: Plasmodium vinckei vinckei
Lineage: Eukaryota; Apicomplexa; Aconoidasida; Haemosporida; Plasmodiidae
Product: C-Myc-binding protein, putative
Exons: 2
Coding region: 1-306 (101 amino acids)
Biological process (GO): regulation of DNA-templated transcription
Cellular component (GO): nucleus
Molecular function (GO): transcription coactivator activity
Source: RefSeq, a predicted model, not a curated record